This is a messenger RNA of Dryobates pubescens (Downy woodpecker), 2598 nucleotides long. RefSeq names its product toll like receptor 5 (gene TLR5). NCBI's taxonomy places the organism in Eukaryota, Metazoa, Chordata, Aves, Piciformes, Picidae. Gene Ontology annotation, molecular function: transmembrane signaling receptor activity; protein binding. The transcript has a single exon. Gene Ontology annotation, biological process: toll-like receptor signaling pathway; immune response; inflammatory response. The record is from RefSeq and is a predicted model, not a curated record. The coding region runs from base 1 to 2592 and encodes 863 amino acids. Gene Ontology annotation, cellular component: membrane.
AUGAUGCUACAUCAACUUGUUUUUGGAAUAUCACUAGCUAGUUAUAUAUGUGCACUUAGAAGCUGUCACUCAGAAGGCCAGGUGUCCCUGUAUAAUUUCUGCAACCUCACAGAUAUUCCACUCGUGCCAAAGGAUACGGUGAAGCUUUUGCUAAGCUUCAACUACAUCAGGCAAGUGUCUGCGACUUCGUUCCCCCUGCUGGAGCACUUGUUGCUGUUGGAAUUUGGCAUGCAGUAUGUCUAUCCUGUUACCAUAGGAAAAGAAGCUUUCAGGAACCUGCCAAACCUCCAUGUCCUGGACUUGGGAUUCAACAGGAUUCUUCAACUGGAUCUCGAUGCUUUUGUGGGCUUGUCAAGCUUGGCUGUACUUCGUCUGUUUAGCAACCAACUUGGAGAUUCCAUCCUGGAGGAACGUUACUUCCAAGGUUUGAGCUCAUUGGAAGAGUUGGAUCUCUCAGGGAAUGAAAUCGCAAACCUUCGUCCUCAUCCCUCGUUUUGUAAUCUAAGAGUCUUGAAAACUGUGAACCUGAAAUCCAACCACGUAGCCAACCUGUGUCAAAGCAACCUUACCUGCUUCCAAGGAAAACAGUUUUUAUAUUUUAGCCUCAGUUCUAAUCUGCUUUACAAGACAGAUGAAACGGCCUGGGCCAGAUGCACAAAUCCUUUCGUAAACGUCAGGUUUGACUCACUAGACCUUAGUGAAAAUGGCUGGAGCACAGAGCAAGUCCAGUAUUUUUUAAAAGCCAUUGAAGGGACUCAGAUUAGUGCUUUAACAUUUAGACAUCAUAUCAUGGGUUCAGGAUUUGGCUUUGAUAACUUAAAGAAUCCAGACAGCGACACGUUUGCAGGGCUGGCAAGAAGUGAUCUUCGUUUGCUUGAUAUUUCAAAUGGCUACAUUUUCUCUCUGAAUUCCUUGAUCUUUAAAGCCCUUGGUAAUCUGGAAUUGCUGAACCUUUUCAAAAACAAGAUAAAUCAAAUCAAAAGGCAAGCAUUUUGGGGCCUGGGUAACCUGAAAAUUCUCAAUCUCUCAAGCAAUCUUUUAGGCGAGUUGUAUGAUUAUACUUUUGAUGGUCUACGUAGUGUGACGUACAUUGAUUUACAGCAAAAUCAUAUUGGGAUGAUUGCUCAGGAAGCAUUCAGGAGGUUGGUAAGUCUGAAAACAAUUGAUCUCCGAGACAAUGCUCUUAAAGACCUCCCUUCCUUUCCACGUCUGACCUCUGCCUUUUUAGGUGACAACAAGCUAACGUCUGUAGCUGACACAGCAAUAGCAGCAACACACCUUGACUUAGAAAGAAAUUGGUUGGCAAACCUGGGUGAGCUGUAUAUUCUCUUCCAAGUUCCAGGUGUGCAGUAUCUCUUCCUAAAGCAGAAUCGCUUCUCUUUCUGUGAGAAAACUGAUGGUGCUGUAGGAAACAAUCAGUUAAUAUACAUGGAUCUAGGUGAGAAUAUGUUACAGCUCGUGUGGGAGAGAAAUUUAUGUUUGGACGUGUUUGGGGCACUGUCCAAACUUCAGGUUCUACAUCUGAAUAACAACUACCUUAGUGCUCUUCCACAGGAGAUUUUUAGAGGUCUGACAUCCCUAAAAAGACUUAAUCUAGCUUCCAACCUAUUGUCUCAUCUUUCUCCUGGGCUUUUUCCACAAAGCCUAACAAACCUGAACUUAUCUGGAAACCAGCUUUUUUCCCCUGAGCCUGAAGUCUUUAUGACUUUGAGUAUUCUGGAUAUAACACAUAAUAAUUAUGUCUGUGAUUGUGCUUUACAGAGCCUGCUAGUGUGGCUAAAUGAAACCAAUGUAACCCUAGCUGGCUCACAGUCUGACAGGUACUGUGUAUACCCACCUGAAUUUGCAGGGGUACCACUGUCGUCUCUGAUAUAUGAUGAUUGUGAUGAAGAUGAACUCCAGGAGACCCUCAGGUUCUCAGUAUUUGUCUUCACCUCUGUCACUCUUACACUGUUUCUGAUGGCAGUCAUCAUUUUUACUCGCUGUCGGGGGAUUUGUUUCGUCUGGUACAAAACUGUCACCAAAAAACUGAUCGACAGCCAGCCACAGGCAGCAGAUAAAAGUGAAUACAAAUAUGAUGCCUAUUUGUGCUUCAGCAAAAAUGACUUUGAAUGGGUCCAGAAUGCUUUGAUAAAGCACCUGGAUUCACAGUAUUUUGAUAAAAACAGGUUUACUUUGUGCUUUGAGGAAAGAGAUUUCUUGCCUGGGGAAGAACAUAUCAACAAUAUUCGUGAUGCCAUUUGGAACAGCAGGAAAACAAUUUGCAUUGUGACCAAGCAGUUUCUCAAAGAUGGGUGGUGUGUGGAAGCCUUUAAUUUUGCCCAGAGCAGGUACUUUUGUGAUCUGAAAGAUGUCCUCAUUAUGGUAGUAGCUGGGUCGCUUUCUCAGUAUCAGCUGAUGAAGCACAAACCAAUUCGAAGCUUUUUACAAAGGAGUCAGUAUUUGCGGUGGCCUGAAGAUUAUCAGGACAUAGACUGGUUUUUAAACACCCUUUCUUACCAAAUUCUGAAGGAGAAAAAAGUGAAAAAGAAAGGCAGGGAUAUAGCCUGCAGGGAUAUAGAGCUGCAGACUGUAGCAGCAGUCCCACGCUGACAGUGC